AUGGAUGGGAAACGCGAUUCGCGUAUUAUUAUUUCCAAUGAUCUCACUGCAUCUCGAGUACCCGCGUGCUUUACGAACGACAUUGACGUUCUACAAACCAACAAAACCAUAAGCAAAACCUAUCAAGUGACGAAACGUGAAGAGUUUGGACCGAAACGUCAAAGUCGACGAGAGAAAGAAGCGAUUCGGAAACGAGUGUAUCAUCAAAAAGUUAAAGACGAACGCGAUGGUCUGCGAAGAAGAGUUGACGAGCUAUCGCGACAGCUUCAAGAGCUAAAACACAACAAAGGAACAAGCUUUUCGGACAAUCUGAUCCUUUUUGACUCCGUCUGGAGAGACUUGGCUAUCGAUGAACGUGAAAAGCUGCUGCAAUCCGAGACUGAACGAGCGCAACUAUUAGCUGCUGUAGAGGCUAAAGCAUCCUGUAUUGAGGAAGUCUGCAAGCAGUUAUCAAGGGACAAACCGACUGCGAUACCUGCAAAAAGUAUACCAACUGUACGAAAAACUCGCACAAGUCCACCUUUUGAUUAUACUAUGUUUCGUGGUCAUCUUUGGAGAGUAUACGAAAGUUACGCUCUUGUUGAUGAGAUAUAUGACAACGAUUCGAUGACUGACGGUCUGCAUUCUACGGUGAAAAGACGCGAAUUGGACGGUGAAAUUGAGUACUUUGAGUACCGAAAGAAGUUUACACAGCCGUUUCAAUACAACCACACUGAACGAACUUUGUGGAAAUUGGCAAGGCUUAAUCAUCGACAGCAAGACAGGGAGGAAUUUGAGGAAGUAGCUGAUCCAAACGAUACGAUCGUUGUUAGGUUUCGCUUGGUUCAAACUUUAACGUGUGGAUCAACAGUAUCAGUUCUACAGCGAAAUGUUGUGCGUCGUUUUGUGGAGAAUAAUCGCACUGUGCACGUGUGGAAGACUCACUCUGAAGGAGAAGGUAUUUUUCGUGGAAUGCAUUCGGACGAGACAGGGUGGGUCUUUCUUCAACCGUCUUUAGAUCACGAGACGACUGAGGUAAUGAUGUGUGUUCGUCAAGCCCCGAUGAAGCUUAUUAUUUCAAAUGCAAGCGAUGCACGAAUUGAAGAGUUUCAUGAAAUAUUACAGCGCUCAGUAAGCGAUGACAUGUUUGAAAUAACAAGCGAAUUAGACAAACUAUUGCUCGAGGAUACAUUAGCAGGAAUAGAGAUCAAUCCACCGUAA
Messenger RNA from Peronospora belbahrii, 1200 nucleotides. NCBI's taxonomy places the organism in Eukaryota, Oomycota, Peronosporomycetes, Peronosporales, Peronosporaceae. The record is from the annotation of a GenBank genome assembly.